AUGAAAAGGGACAUCUUUAGUUUUACUGUGGCACCCGCCGUAACACUGUACGCUAGCCUUCUUUUAAAUAUAGUCAGCAGUGUCGGUGUGAUUAUAGUAAAUAAACGACUGGUGUACAUAGAGGCCGGAUUUCGUUUCGGUACCCUCCUCACAGUGAUUCAUUUUAUAGUAUCGUUUCUGGGAUGCCUGUUUUUUGCUUGGCUACGCUGUUUUAAGCUGAGCUCAAUCCCACUACUCAAGGUCCUGCCUAUCAGUCUGGCAUUUUGCGGGUACGUGGUGUUUAACAAUCUCUCGCUCCUCACAAACACGGUGAGCGUGUAUCAAACCUCAAAGAUUCUUUGUACGCCUUUGAUACUCUGGAUUGAGUUUGCGUUUUAUCACCGGCGUGAAAGCAGACGGACGCUGCUCUCUCUCAUUCCCAUAUGCGUAGGGGUGGCAGUCACGGUGUACACAGACACGGAACUGAAUCUAAUGGGGGUCCUCUGGGCCGUGCUGGCAAUUUUGACUAACUCUUUAUAUACAAUAUGGGGAAAGACAAAGCAGAUGGAUCUGGGAGUGACUCCCAUGCAAUUGUUGGUCUACCAGGCUCCGCUUAGUGCCGUGAUACUUUUUUUUGCUCUUCCCAUUGACGGCAUUGGGGAACUCUGGUCGUAUGAAGUGACCUUCACCACAGUUUGGGCAAUUGCUCUUUCAUGUCUCUUUGCGUUUGGUGUGAACUUUUCCUUUUUCUUGUUUGUGGGUCAGACCUCUCCUCUGACUAUGAACGUUGUGGGUUAUUUUAAGACGGUUUUGGUCUUUGUGGGUGGCUCUAUAUUUUUGCCUUCAGAGACAAGUGCAAAAACGGUUGCUGGGGUUGUUUUAACCCUUGUAGGACUGGCAUUUUAUACCUACUCCAAGUUGCAGGCGAUAUCACUCCCAUCACUGUCGAAGGAUGCGGUUUGA
This is a messenger RNA of Trypanosoma rangeli, 942 nucleotides long. RefSeq lists its product as uncharacterized. Gene Ontology annotation, molecular function: nucleotide-sugar transmembrane transporter activity; antiporter activity. The record is from RefSeq and is a predicted model, not a curated record. NCBI's taxonomy places the organism in Eukaryota, Euglenozoa, Kinetoplastea, Trypanosomatida, Trypanosomatidae. Bases 1 to 942 code for a protein of 313 amino acids. The transcript has a single exon. Gene Ontology annotation, cellular component: Golgi apparatus.